Messenger RNA from Acinonyx jubatus (cheetah), 1863 nucleotides. It is a transcript of the gene HPCA, whose product is annotated as hippocalcin. Bases 84 to 998 code for a protein of 304 amino acids. The transcript is spliced from 4 exons. The record is from RefSeq and is a predicted model, not a curated record. Lineage: Eukaryota; Metazoa; Chordata; Mammalia; Carnivora; Felidae. Gene Ontology annotation, molecular function: calcium ion binding.
GGGUUGCCCUCGGCUCGGAAAGACGUCUCUGGGCACUGACCCCCCGACCCCAUUCGGGCUACCUGAGUCGAGAUGCUGAGGAGAUGGAAACCUCUGUCCUCCUCCCCCGGCGGGCGCUCCCUAGUGAGGGGGCCAGGGAAGUGAGGGCGUCCCCUUCCCUCUCCCGGGCAGGGGCGGGGGCAGAGCCUAGCUCACUGCUUCCCCCCGCCCCGGGGCUGGAGGGGAAGGGGAGGAACAGGGACCCCCCCCCAGGGGAGGGGCUCCGGGCCAACGCCGCGGGGCGUCUCCCUGGCAGUCCCUCCCCCCGCCCCCCGCCCGCCCCUCCGGCCGCCUCUGCCGCCGCGCGCCGCAGCAGCGCCGCCUUCCCUGCGCAGUCGGUGUCUCCGCGUCGCUGGGUGGGACUUGGCUUGGUGGCCAUGGGCAAGCAGAACAGCAAGCUGCGGCCAGAGAUGCUGCAGGACCUGCGGGAGAACACGGAGUUCUCGGAGUUGGAGCUGCAAGAGUGGUACAAGGGCUUCCUCAAGGACUGCCCCACGGGCAUCCUCAACGUGGACGAGUUCAAGAAGAUCUACGCUAACUUCUUCCCCUACGGUGACGCCUCCAAAUUUGCCGAGCACGUCUUCCGCACCUUUGACACCAACAGCGAUGGCACCAUUGACUUCCGGGAGUUCAUCAUCGCGCUGAGCGUGACCUCGCGUGGCCGCCUGGAGCAGAAGCUCAUGUGGGCCUUCAGCAUGUAUGACCUGGAUGGCAACGGCUACAUCAGCCGCGAGGAGAUGCUCGAGAUUGUGCAGGCCAUUUACAAGAUGGUUUCGUCCGUGAUGAAGAUGCCGGAGGACGAGUCGACCCCAGAAAAGAGGACCGAGAAAAUCUUCCGCCAAAUGGACACAAACAACGACGGCAAGCUGUCCCUGGAGGAGUUCAUCCGCGGGGCCAAAAGCGACCCGUCCAUCGUGCGUCUGCUGCAGUGCGACCCCAGCAGCGCCUCCCAGUUCUGAACGACAGGACCCAGGUUCCCCCUCCUCCCUGCCUUCACUGGCCCUCUCCCGGCUUCCUUUCCUUGUGUCUAUCCAGGCUGGGGGUCAGGCUGGUCGCAUCCCCCCCACCCCCUUGCCCACACCCCCCGCCCCCAGGGACUGCACUCUGGGGUCUAUGGAGAAGGCAACCCUACAGCAAGCAAGCGGUAAGCACCCUCAGUCCAAAAGGCAAUAUCUCCCUUAGGCAAUGAUUGAGACGCAGGCUCUGGCUGGGUCUGCCCUCCCUUACCCAGAGGGAACUUCAGCCAUUCUCCCCCGCCCCCACCCGCACCCCGACUCACACGCAGCCUCGAGCUCCUCCCCCAACCACCGGGCAAGCUCCCCCACCCCCACCCCGCCCUUGUAGCUCUCAGCCUGGGUGGAGGGCGGAAUCAUGCCCAGGUGAGGAGGCUGUCUUCAUUUGGAUAGGAGGAAGGAUUCCGGAGGUGUGGGGUUUGAGGAAAAAGCUUCCUUGAGUCGUCCUUUCCUGCAGGAGGGUCUCGACCCUUCCUGCUUCACAGCUCUUGUUGGCCUGGAGGCCAGGAUGCAAAAGGAACCCACCCCACUCAGUUCCAGGCUCCCAGCUGUGGGUCCCAUGAACCCCCACCUGCCUUUCAGCACUCGGAUGAACACAGACCCACAGAUCCCUCUGUAUAUUUUUCCUCUCUCAGAAAGACACACACACAGGCCCACGGAUGGGCAGACACAUCCAGAGCCCCAACCACAGCAUCCUGUGUGGGAAAGAAGCACAGGGCCCCUGGCCGAGUCCCCUCCCCUGCUGCAUGCAUCCACGUGGAGCAUCUCUGUUCUUUUUAAUAACUUCAGAAUAAAGUCUCAUUUCAGUGCA